Aedes albopictus (Asian tiger mosquito) is the source of this 5101-nucleotide messenger RNA. RefSeq lists its product as uncharacterized. The transcript is spliced from 2 exons. Gene Ontology annotation, biological process: DNA integration. Gene Ontology annotation, molecular function: nucleic acid binding. Lineage: Eukaryota; Metazoa; Arthropoda; Insecta; Diptera; Culicidae. The record is from RefSeq and is a predicted model, not a curated record. Bases 198 to 4262 code for a protein of 1354 amino acids.
AACAGUACAGUGCCCUAUGGAGAUGUCGUUCGAGAAUUCGAUGCAACGUCGGGAACUGUCGAGACCGCCACCACCCACUCCUUCAUCGUUCGGAUCGCGGUUCAACACAGGAACAGCGUCAACGACAAUUUCGAGCGUCGGAAUGCAACACUCACGAGCGGUCGCAAAAAUCCGUUUUGUUCAGGAUUAUACCAGUUAUGUUGUUCAAUGGGAACCGCAGAUGCGAAACUUUCGCCUUUUUGGACGAAGGGUCCUCCUUGACGCUUAUCGAAGCAAGCUUAGCACGACAGCUUGGAGCAGUCUGUGUUCCUGAACCUCUAGAGCUGAGAUGGACUUCGAGCGUGAAGAGGAAUGAAGAGAGUUCGAAGCGCGUGGACUUCGAAAUUUCCGGAAAAGGACUGCCCCGUCGUUACGUACUGAAGAAUGCGCACACCGUCGAAGAGUUGAACCUUCCGAGUCAGAGUUUGGCCUUCAACGAAGUAUCCGAGCGAUUCCCACAUCUCCGAGAUCUUCCUGUUUCUGCGUACUCCGAGGCCGUGCCUAGAAUUCUCCUAGGUUUGGAAAAUUUGAGUCUCUUCGCGCCCCUGGAUAGCUGCGUCGGCCGACCAGGCGAACCGAUCGCGGUGAAAUCUUUGCUAGGGUGGUCCGUCUAUGGCCCAGAUGCAAGCGCACUAUCAAAACCAGCAUUUGUAAAUCUCCACGAGUGCAAUUGCGAUGCCGACAGAGAAUUGAACGAUCUAGUUCGGCAGCAGUUCAUCCUGGAGGACAUGACGGCUGCAACUACACCACCGCCUGAGUCCGCUGAUGAGAAACGCGCCCGCGAAAUAUUGGAAAAUACCACAAAGUUCGUGGACGGAAAAUACGAAACCGCUCUUCUUUGGAAAGCCGACGAAAUCGAUCUACCCGAUAGCCUUCCCAUGGCGAUGAAACGUUUGCGGAGCUUCGAGGCCCAACUGGCGAAGGACCCAAAUCUCCGCGAAAAUGUGAACAAGCAAAUCGAGGACUACGUGCAGAAAGGCUACGUCCACAAGGCUACAGAAGAGGAGUUGAUGGAGAUCAACCGAAGGCAAGUGUGGUAUCUGCCUCUUGGCCUGGUUAUACAUCCGAAAAAGCAGAAGAAACGACUCGUGUGGGACGGGAAAGCGCAAGUGAAUGGAGUGUCCCUCAACUCACAACUAUUAAAAGGUCCCGACCUGCUAGUGUCGCUCCCUUCAGUGAUCUGCAAAUUCCGUGAGAAACGCGUUGCAUUCGGAGGCGAUAUCCGCGAAAUGUUUCUGCAGCUUCGAAUGAGAACGCCGGACAAAUAUUUUCAGUGUUUCCUCUUCCGAUUUGAUUCACAACAUCCUCCUGAAGUCUACAUCGCAGACGUAGCGAUGUUUGGCGCCACAUGCUCGCCAUGCGUCGCGCAGCACGUUCUACGAGUCAACGCUGACAGGUGGGCGGACGAGUUCCCGUUAGCUGCAGCGGCAAUCAAGGACAAGACGUACAUGGAUGACUACUACGACAGUGCUGACACCCCAGAAGAAGCAGCGGAGUUGGCUGUUCAAGUUAGAACCAUCCACGCCCGUGGCGGGUUCGAAAUGAGGAACUGGGUGAGCAACAGUGAGGAAGUGUUGGAGAAGCUCGGCGAACGCAACGAUCCAGAGCCACGCCUGCUACAGUCAACGCCCGAGGCGAAAUGGGAACGAGUUCUUGGAAUGCUGUGGCACCCAGAAUCGGACUCUCUAACGUUUUCAACCGAGCUUAGCGAACAACUUCUUCAGUACGUGUGCGGAGGAAAGCGGCCGACAAAACGAAUCGCUCUGAGGAUCAUAAUGAGUCUGUUUGAUCCUCUUGGUCUCCUGGCACCGUACCUCAUACAUGGACGCACCCUCAUUCAGGAUCUAUGGAGAAGUGGGGUGCAGUGGGACGAAGAAAUGGCAGACGAAGAAUUCGAGAAGUGGACACGCUGGGUGGAGUUACUACCGGGUAUCAGUGAGCUCAGUAUUCCACGUUGCUAUUUCGGUGAAGCAGAUCCUCUGUGCCGUCGAACGCUGCAGUGCCACGUGUUCACCGAUGCCAGUGAGGCUGGAUAUGGCUGUGCGGUGUACUUCCGGAUUACGGACCACUUGGAACGCGUGCGGUGCUCGUUGGUUAUGGCGAAAAGUAAAGUCGCCCCCCUGAAACAUCUCUCGGUUCCACGAUUGGAAUUGGAAGCGGCCGUGCUCGGGGCCAGAAUGUUGACGGCUGUUUUGACGAACCAUACCCUUCAACCUCGUGAUGUGUACCUUUGGACGGAUUCUUCCACGGUUCUCGCGUGGAUUCGUUCCGACCACAGGCGCUACAAACAAUUCGUCGCCCAUCGUAUCGGAGAACUUCUAUCUCUGACCCAAGCCGAAUGCUGGCGAUGGGUACCGUCUAAGCAGAAUGUAGCCGAUUGUUUGACAAAGUGGGUACGCGACUCGGAGCCUGAUUCUAACGGAAGGUGGUUCCAGGGUCCAUCAUUUUUGUAUCUCUCCGAAGACAGUUGGCCACAGCAGCAAGAGAAGCCGAACACUACUGAAGAGCUACGAUCGGCCUACCUGCUCACUCACAUCAUGCUUCCGGUGGGAAUGAUAGACGUUGGUAGAUUUUCGAAGUGGAGUGUACUGCUACGGACCGUGGCAUGCGUUUACCGCUUUAUCAGUAACUGCCGAUUGCGCAUAUCUGGGCGCCCAAUAGAAACUAUCCAAGCUACGAAAAAUCAAGCGAAGCUGUUGAGAUCCGAAGUGGCCGCCCGCAAAGUGCCACUGUCGCAGGAGGAGUUUCUACGAGCGGAGCAAUUUCUCUGGAGAAUGACGCAGGGUGAAUACUAUCCGGACGAAGUUCGAACUCUGCUGAAGAACCGUGAUCAACCGAUAGGGAAAUGCAUAGCUCUAGAGAAAAGCAGUUCACUCUACAAAUUUUCACCCUUCGCUGACGAAUACGGUAUCAUUCGGAUGGAAGGGAGAACUGCCGAUGCCGCUUAUGCUGGUUUCGACGUAAGAUUUCCUAUCAUUCUCCCAAAAGAGAGUGAGAUUACUCAACGCCUCUUGGACCACUACCAUCGUCGUUACGGACAUGCGAACAAAGAAACCGUCGUAAAUGAAGUCCGUCAACGGUUUCAAAUUUCGCAUCUACGAUCAGCCGUAGAAAGCAUUGCUCGCAGUUGCCAGUUCUGUAAAGUGAGCAAGUGCAAGCCCCUUCCCCCUCGUAUGGCUCCGCUUCCCGAGCAACGAUUGACGCCGAAUGUCCGACCUUUCAGCUACGUCGGUAUAGACUACAUGGGGCCGCUGGAGGUAACCGUCGGUCGGCGCAAGGAGAAAAGGUACGUAGCAGUUUUCACGUGUCUAGUGGUACGAGCUGUUCACCUGGAAGUCUCCUAUGACCUUUCAAGCGAAUCUUGUAUCAUGGCAAUCCGGAGAUUCACACGCAGACGAGGAUUACCGGUUCAAAUCUUCUCCGACAAUGGCACUAACUUUGUCGGGGCCAAUCGCGAACUGCAGCAGCAGAUAAAGCAGAUCGAUUUGGAGUGCGCCGGUACUUUCACCGAUGCACGAACGAAAUGGUCGUUCAAUCCACCCUCCGCCCCUCACAUGGGUGGAGUGUGGGAACGCAUGGUGCGGAGCGUCAAAGAAGCCAUGGCUACGUUGAACGACGGUCGGAAACUAACCGACGAAAUCUUGUGGACUACGCUAGUUGAAGUAGAGGGAUUGAUCAACUCACGGCCCCUCACGUACAUGCCACAAGAUAUGAGUAAUCCCGAAGCCCUAACGCCCAACCAUUUUGUCUUCGGAUGUUCUUCAGGCGCUCAUGAACCAAUGGAACCAACCGUUAAUCUGGAGCAGACGCUCCGAAGCAGUUUCCUUCGUUCUCAGCAGCUAGCGAACCUUGCGUGGGGGCGAUGGUCAAAGGAGUACUUCCCUACAAUCAAUAGAAGGACGAAGUGGCUGGAUGAAGUAAGGUCCUUGAAGGUUGGUGACGUCGUAUACGUGGUAGAAGGCAAAAGAAGGUCAUGGGUUCGAGGAAUCGUAGAUGAAGUCAUUCCCGGUAAGGACGGCAGAGUACGUCAGGCAAUCGUUCGUACGACGUCCGGUAAAUUGAAGCGACCUGUGGUGAAGUUGGCGGUAAUGGAGCUGGGUGAAUCUACGGGAGGCCCUCCCCUCGAUCCACGGGGCGGGGGAUGUUCUGGCAGCACGGACGACGUUUGCCAGCGCCGAAUACAGAAUCCUACUCAUCGGACAGAUGUCUACGAUCAACAAUGACUUGACAUUGCACAGACGCAGAUGCCGAUAAACGUGUGGUUGCUAUCGUUCAACGUGAUUGAAAUUUGAUAUUUUUUUAUGACAAAUUGUGCAGUAUGGAUUAAUGCUUAUGAAUUAGCUAAUUGAUAGUUUCACCGUGGGUUUAAGCCGAUUAUAUUUUUGAAUUCGUUUAUUUUUGAGUGGAUAUAGGUAUGAUUGUAUACUCCAGUUGCUUAUAGGUUAGCUGAACAGACGAAUGUUCUAUUAUUAUUUGUAGAGUCGUGAAAGUGGCUGAGGCUCGUUUUGCAGGGUAACCGACCGCGCACAUAGGUAUACUAAGUACCACUAGGUAUGUUCAAAUUAUGAAUGAUAGAUAAAUCGUGUCCUGUAUUGAUUGAUACCACCGAUAGGUAACGGUAACAAACGCUUUCCUAAAGCAUCGUGUCCGAGGGGAAACGAACGGCAUAGGCAAGACUAAAUGUACUAAAUAUCACAUGACUCCUUCGACGCACUUUCUAAUAAAAACCAUUCUUUUUAGCUUUGAGCUGCGAACACAAUUGCUGCUACUAGACUCUUCCCCUAUCCGAACACAGGUUGAUAGGUGCUUUCAGUCGACGGAAGCAGAGCAAAUUAUAGAAUAUUAAAAUUGAUCAAAGUGAAUUAGGAACGGUUUGAAACCAAAUUAGAAGCGCACUGAUAAUUGUGAGUGAUUAGACUUGUUUAGUUUUCUAAAAUGGUUUGUGUUUGUCAAAUUCAUCAAGUCCAAGCUGUAUCGAGUACCCCGAUGACCACGAAACGUUUUGAAAAUUGUCCACUUGUGCUUCAUGAUGUAGGUAUUUAAAAUUGAUAAUUGUUAUUGU